UGGGGAUGUUGAGCCAAGCUGUCCCGCUUGUACUCUUCCUGCUCUUCAAGGGGCAUCAGGGCCAAGAGUGCCCAGAUUCGACUGAAGAUGUGGCUGGCGUCUCAGGAAGCUCUCUCUGCCUACGGCCUUACGAUGUAUGGAUAAAGUAUGAUUCUUUUCAAUGGAAGAAACGCCUGGAGUCAGGAUCUUAUGAACUCCUGACUGGGUACAAUUUUAAAGGGCAGAAAUGUCCAUAUUUUGACGUGAAUAAUUCCAACAACACAUUUUCUCUGAACAAUGAGACUUUAACUUUUCUCAUCAAGUCAGCUAAGCCUCAAGACAGUGGUCAUUACUUUCUGGAGGUCACCAAUAGUAAUGGACAAGUUUGCACCAAGCACUUCAUGGUUCUUGUACUGGAUCAUGUUGAGAAGCCCCAUCUGCAGGUGCAGUGGAAGACCCUGGAUGAUGGGAUGUGCGAAGUGUCUCUAUACUGCUUGGUGUACGGGGAUGACAACGUGAGCUAUGCUUUGUACAGAGGGAGCACGAAGAUCUCAACGGAGAAGAACUUUACCCACCAGGAGAAUCAGACUGAUGUCAGUGGCCUGCUUACAUAUACAUGCAAUGUUAGCAACCAUGUCAGCUGGGAAAGCCACACCCUCAACUUCACUCAGGGCUGUCUGAGUGUUCCCCUGAAAUCUGGAUUUCUGCCCUUAUUGGUGGUCAUCAUUAUUCUGGUUGCACUAUUUCUUGGUGUUCUCAUUUGCUGUUAUGUGUGGGAUAAGAGGAGGCAGUCACAGUCCAACCCCGAGGAGUUUCUGACAGUAUAUGAAGAUGUCAAGGACCAAGUCAGAAGGAAUCAACCAGGACCUUCUACAAGCUUGAGGUCUCUUUCAGCUGGCCUGGAAGAUGACAGGGAACAAAGAAGACUGGAUGGGUGUCUCAUCGAGGAGCAGAAACCUCCUGGAGAAGGGACAACCAUCUACUCCAUGAUCCAGUGCCAGCCUUCUGCUUCUACCCCACAGGAAACUACAAGUACAUUAUACUCAGUAAUCCAGCCUUUCAAGAAGUCUGGAUCGAAGAAGAACCAUAGCCCUUCCUUUAAUUGCACUGUGUAUGAAGAGGUUGGAAAGAGAUACUCCAAAGCCUACAACCCUGCCCGAUUAAGCCGCAAAGAGUUGGAGAAUUUUGAUAUCUAUCCCUAGUUGUUGGAGCUGUUCUUGCCUCACUUACACAAGAAGACAUCUCUUAGAAGCCACAGGCUAUUUAAGCUCAAGUCCCAAUGAGUGAUCCCCAUGACACAACCUGGAGGGAGAUUGUUGAGUGCUGAAGAUGAGGCAGUUGGGAGCCAGGUGCUGUGAUAGGUUCCCUGAAUCUUCAGGCCAGCUCCUUCAGUAAGGCCAUGAGAACAUGCUUGAGACUCUGGAUGAACACAGGAAAGCAACAAGUGUGAAUUGAGUAAGGACUUACUCAGAAACCCCAAUAGGUGAUACUUCUCAGAGUCUGAUUCUACAAGAGUUCCACUCUGCACUUAACAUAGGAAUUUAACAUGAAAAGUGGUAUCACACAGAGGCAGUGUAAAUUCUUUGCCUGAAUUAAAUUUAUGAACCUUUUCCAUGUUGAGCAUCUGUGGGCCAUUCAUUAAUACAUGUCUGUUUAAAUUUUGCUGGAAAUGGGUUUGACUUUCUGGUGAGCUGUCAGGCCUGUUCACUCUGACAGCACAGAAACAGAAACCUGGGUGUGCCCACUCAGCCUCAUGAAGGAUAGCCAAGGCAUGAACUCACUUGCACCUUGCCUGAUCCCUCUUCCUUGUAUGCACCGACUGGGCUAGCUUCCACCUAGUCAGAAGCACAGACAGAGCACAUCUUAAAGCAAGUGCCAAGGAAGGAAUAUGUUAUACAAGGGAGUCUGGGGUCUUGAGGUGGGAGUUGGGUGUUGAGUUACAGAGCCAGAGUUUAGUAAGCAGAGGCAGUAAGAAUCGAAGGAGCAAAAACAGUCCAGAUGAAAACCAAAGGCACUACCGUUUAAAAAAAUAUGACAUAUGUGUAUGGGUGUGCAUGUAGAUGGAGCAUGUGUGCCACAGCAUUCACGUACAAGUCAGAGGACAACUUUGCAGAGUUGGUUCUCUCCUUUGACCUUUCUAGGGGUCAGAUUCAGUUCUCCAGACUGUAUAGCAAGGAUCUCCAUGCUGAACCAUCUCACUGCACUGCCACUGUUUUUCUGCUGGCCUUUGGAGUGUCACAAGCUAUGCAGAUCUUGAAUUGGCUAGAUGUGUUUAAGGACCAGGCUUUGGGGGAUGCUGUGUUUUGGAGUAUACAAUAUCACAUUAUUGUAUAUCUAUCUGACUGUCAAGCUUUUGUAGUAAUGCUUCAUAAGGACAAUGUCCAUGCAAUGAACGAAUGCCUAGUUAGUAAUUAAGUUCCUGCGGAGUGUGAAGUCCUGUCUGAGCCCCUGGGAGCACCCGUGCACCACUGCAGGGCACCGCUACAUGGAUCCAGACCCAAGUGCGGGAGAGCAGAAGCACAACAUUAAAGAACAGGGGGCUGCAAGGUGCACAUGACACGAAUGUGUACUACAGUAACAUGAAUGUAAGCCACGCAGAGUUCAUCUUACAGACAGCCAAAAAUUGGAGGACAGGAGAGGUUCUAUAUGGCUGUUCCUUAACCAGACUGACAGUAAAGAGGAAGCACUUGGGUAAAUAUGAGUGUCUUAUAUGAAAGAGGCAUUUUAAGCACCUUUUUUGGAGACAGGAUCAUACUAUGUAGUACAGGAUGGCCUUAAACUUGUGAUCCUCCUGCCUCAGCUCAUCCUGUAUAGAGGUUACAAAUAUGUACCACUAUGCCUGGUUUAAGCAUUUUAAACAACUAUCAAAUCAGGUGCUGGGGAGAUGGCUCCAUUGAUAAAGUAUCUGCCACACAAGAAUGAAGUUUGGAUCCCCACCACCUACGUAAAAAGUUGGGUGUGUCAGUGUACAUCUGUAAUCUCAGUGCUUGGAGAGGAAGAGGAGAGAGGGAGAAGACAGGUAGAUUCCUGGAUUUCAUUGCCAGUCAGUUUAGUCAGAUAGGUGAGCCUCAGGUUCAGUGGAGUGAGAAACCUUUCCAUCAAAAAAAUAAGGUGGAAAGCAAUCAAGGAAUGUACCUAACGUUGACAUCUGGCCUCCAUAAACA
This is a messenger RNA of Nannospalax galili (Upper Galilee mountains blind mole rat), 3143 nucleotides long. RefSeq names its product CD244 molecule (gene Cd244). NCBI's taxonomy places the organism in Eukaryota, Metazoa, Chordata, Mammalia, Rodentia, Spalacidae. The transcript is spliced from 11 exons. Bases 6 to 1181 code for a protein of 391 amino acids. Gene Ontology annotation, biological process: natural killer cell activation involved in immune response. Gene Ontology annotation, cellular component: external side of plasma membrane. The record is from RefSeq and is a predicted model, not a curated record. Gene Ontology annotation, molecular function: MHC class I protein binding.